AUGAAUCUUUUACCUUCAUCUACAAUUCGGCUGAUCGCUAGUUCACAAGUGAUAACCUCCGUUAGCUCAGUAGUGAAAGAACUGAUCGAGAAUUCUCUUGAUGCUGGAGCAUCAAGCAUUGAAAUCAAACUGGUAAGAUUUCUUUUUUUUGGCUCAUUUUUGAUUGCAUUUAUAAUAUAUUUUUUUUCUUAUCACUGGAAAAUCCAUGUUGUACAUGUUCGUUCAUCAAAUAAAUUAAUAAGCUACAUGUAAGUGAGAUCAAUUUGUUCUCCGGGAAGUUAACUAAUUAAAAGUAUAUAUCGCUCACGACCAAGGUUCAGUUUGCGAAUAAGUUUGUUUGGUUUUGGAUUGCAACUAUUUUCUCCCUAGAGGAAAAACUACUGGUUGACAAUCUUUCCUUGUUACCCUCAAGGGUGUUUGAGUGUCUAACAGCUGUUUUGAUGAUUACCUUUGAAGCAAAAUUUUUACUGGUAGCUCUUACUUUAUCUAUUUUCAGGACGGCUGGGGAUUGGAAAGAAUUGAAGUUCGAGAUAAUGGUUGUGGUGUGAAACCAGAUGAUGCUCCCUACUUGGCCAAACCCCAUUACACGUCAAAAAUUUUAACUGAUGAUGACUUGAAAUCCCUGCAAACGUACGGUUUCCGCGGUGAGGCUCUAGCCUCGCUCUCAUCUGUCAGCAAUUUGUCUAUAUUGACAAAAACAGAAUUUGAAGAAGUUGGCAUGUUGUACACAUUAGAACAUGAUGGGAAGAUUGUAGCCACCAAACCAAAACCUACCACAACUGGGACAACAGUUACAGCAGCAAAUUUAUUUAAAAACCUCCCUGUGAGAAAACAGUUUUCAAGCAACACCAAAAAAUGUAAAGAAGAGUUGAAAAGAGUGGAGGACUUGGUGAUGGCAUAUGCAAUUAUAUGUCCAUCUCUGAGGAUCAUUUUGCGUCAUAACAAGGCAGUCGUCUGGCAGAAGAGUAAAGUUGCAGAUGAGCGAACAGCAUUAUUGACUGUGUUUGGAACAUCUUUGUUGGCACAAAUGGGUUCAGUAGAAUAUCAUGAUAAAGAAGAGAGUGGCAUUCAUAUACUUGGAUACCUUCCAAGGCCAGGAUCUGAUAUGGAAGUUACAGGACGUGCAGUGAAUGAUCGAUGUUUUAUAUUUUUUAAUGGAAGGCCUGUUUACAUGAAACAAAUAUCUCAGGUACAGAAAAUGCAUCUUUAUUGCUAGAUAUAGUUUAAAAAAUAUUUUGAAUCAUUGAACAACAGGUUAUUGGAUAGUUCAGCUUCAAGCUCUUUGCGGGCCAUUAUGAUCUGUUCUUGUGAAAGAAAUUUUAAAUUUUAAACUACUUUUCGCUGCUAAGGAGUACGAUUAACUCCUGUACUAGUAAACUAUCUGGGUGAAAAGUUUGUUGUGUAUACAGUAUCAACCCUUUACACCCUAACAUCAGUAGACAUAUUCUCCAUACUGUUCUUAAUACAUUCCCUAAGGUGCUGAUAAGGAGAAUUUGCUUAACAAUCUGGAGCUUCUAUCAUUGGUAAUCAUUUCCUUUUUUUUGAGGUGAUAUUGUAAGAAGAAAUUAGAUGUUAAUCACUUGGAGGGGUUAAAGGGUUAACCUUUUACACUCUAACAUCAGUAUGUAUUUUCUCCAUACUGAUCUCUGUACAGACAAGGGGAAUUUAUUUAGCAAUCAAGGAUGUCUUUUGUUGGUGAUCAUUCCUUUAUUCUCAUGACCUAAAUGUAUGAUUCAUGGGUGUUAUGGUAGAGGGAAAUUAUAUGCUGGUCACUCUUAGUGUUCAAAGGGUUAAAAUCAGAAUUUAAAAAAAUUAUCUCUAAAUCUCUAUCUCUAUCAAAAUGCUGACUGGUGAAUUUUAAUAAGAAUAUAUCACAAAAGCACUGUCCCAGUUCAUAAUAAUAACCAUGUGGAAACAACAAGAAAACUUCUGUUGCUUGAGAAAAAUGUGGUGGGAAUCUCGGAUGGUGUUAACUUUUUGGAAAUAGUGUAAUUUUGCACAAGACUAUAAGGAUUAUUCCCAUGCAAAUAUUACUGGUAGCUAUGCACUUGGUACAGCGUAGCUUCAUGCUUUGGAACGAGUUUGAAGACAAGCUUUACAAACUGCAGCUGCAGGUUUUCACACUGAUUUUAUGUUUUUAAUCACAGUUGAUCAAGCAGUACUACAACAGACAAGUAACUGUUGCAUCAAACAGAUACCCUGUUGCUUUUCUAAGCAUCACGAUACCUCCUGAAGGCCUGGACGUCAAUCUGGAACCCAACAAAACUAGUGUGAUGUUAACAAACCAAGAUGAACUAAUGACAGUUUUGACAAAGCUGUUGGAUGAGUUUUAUUCAGAGGAGAACAACACACUCCCUAGUUGUGAUGUUGCUUUAGAGAACAGAAUAGUUGCUACUGAUAAACUUGGUGACAUUACUAACACUUGUAGUAUGAAUGGGGAGAUAAGAACCAAGACAUCUGGGGAUGCUAGAGCAAUAAACAAUCAACAAGGCAUGAGUGUUCAAUUGGACAGCAAUGUUGUACAUGAUAACAUGCAAAACAAGGAACAAGAUAUUGACAAUAACCAUAGUAAGCUAGCAAACAUUUUUGAUACAACUGGCAAUAGAAUCCCCACAAGUACUUCAAGCAAGGAGAAAGAUUUGCUGCUGGAGGAAUCAUCUUGUCAUGAACCAACAAAUCAAAGCAACCAAGGGAAAGAUGCACUAAAAUCUUCUACUCAAUCAACAGAAAAUGGUGAAUCAGUAGAUGACGUUCCUGUAUUAUGUUUAUUUUCCCCGUUACAGAAAAACUCAGGAAUUUUGAAUAACAAAGACUCAUUCCAGUCAAAUAUUUUGCCGUCUAAAGCACUCUGUGAGUCAUUAAGUGACAAGACCUUGGCUGAAAUGAAUGAAUCAGUUAAUAAUAUUGACAAAACAUUGUUUAAUUCUUUCAAAGAGAUUCCUGGAAACACUGCUGAAAGUGGUGGCAUUGAAGUUGCUGAAAGAAAUUCAGUUUUGAACAAUGCUAAUGGCAACAAAUCAGUACCAUUUGCAAAAACAACUCGCUCUGAAAAUGGCCCAGAUGCAGCCAAUAAGGAAAAAUUACUGGAAAAACAACAGGAAUUGUCUGGGAAUAAAAGUUUGACAUCUGCUGCUGCUAGCAGUCCUUCAGAGAGAAACUUGUUUUCACUUAGUCUGGAUGAUUUGUUUGAGGAUUCUGACUUAGAUACCACUGGUCCAUUGGAUGAUGUUUUCUCUGCCAAGAAGUCUACUCAACAAAAUUUGACGUUGACUUUGAAUAAUGAGAGAACAACAUGUGGUGAGGAAAUCUCUAAAGGACAUUCAUUUGAAGGCACCAAGGUGCAAUAUACUGACAAGCAAUGGAGUAUGGGAGGUGGAAUUGUUGACAAGCUUGGGAAUCCUGUGCAGGUAAAAAUAGUAAGCAAUAUACCAUAAUUUUUUUUUGGCUAUAAGGUGCACUCAGUUAUAAGACGCAUUUGGAAUUUUUUGACUUGUUUCUUUCAAGUUUACAAACUGAAAAUUUUGCUUAAAUACUCAGUUAAAAGACAAAACAUUAGCAUUUUCGAAGUUCCCAAUACAGUCAUGCCAUCCUUUUUUUAACAAAAGUCACACAUUGGCAAGAACAAAAAAAAAAUCAAUUACCUUUAGUGUGAACUAGAGAUAAUUAUAGAUAAAUACAGUCUGCCUUCCAAGGAAACAGUGUUACUUUCUAAAGCUAUGAAUACUAAUUGACCCAGUUUAAGCUUUGUAAGCAUUUCUCAUCUGGUCAAACUCCUUAUUGUAAAACUUCAUUCACAGUGGUUCAGUAAGCAUUGCUAAGUUCCAAAACAAAAAUCAUGCUUUGUAUGCAAUGUUAUUCUUACGAUCUGAACUUUGAGUUGAAAAUAGUAGCAGAAGUAGAAGCAAUGAAAAACAAUCCCCUUAAAAAGCAAUCCCCUUAAAAAACAAUCCCCUUAAAAAACAAUCCCCUUAAAAAACAAUCCCCUUAAAAAACAAUCCCCUUAAAAAGCAAUCCCCUUAAAAAUGUAGUUGACAUACUGUAAUUUCUUUGUUACACAAAAAAAAAUUUACCCAAAUUUCUGGAGAGGCAAAUGAAAGGAGGGGGGGGGGGUGGUGGGGUUCUUAAAACCAUUACCCCAAUUAUGAUCAAAGUGAGUGAUCCCCCACACUCUCUUUACGAGCUGAGAACAGUAAACUAUUCAUGUUCUCAGACCCACUUCUGAAGAACGUGAAAACCUUUACCCAAUUUUUGGACCAAAUGUUUUAAUCUUUUCCCAGUUUCAAACCAUCGGGGUCAGAAUGCAUCAUGAUCAUUUUUUCCAUGGGCAAACUUACAUGUACAGGAUUGUAUGUUUUUUUCAGUCUCUAGUGUCGUUAAGGGAGUAAUCCACCCUCCCCGCCCUACCUCUAUUCAGUUACUCCAUUUCCCAGGUAAUGCAAUGAUCACACAGGUGAACUUUGCCACCAGAAAAGACAGGUCCAAUGUAGAAGUGCACAACUUGUAUUUGGGAGGCCAGGUGCAAAUUUAGUUGUAGUAGCUUGAAUUUUUUUCCAGGCUCCUUGAAGUUUAGCUGUGAGGAUCAUUGUUUCAGUGAUUUUUAUCCUCAGGUCAAAUGAAAAUUGUGCUUGUAAAUCAUAUUUUUAGGGCAAUUACUUGUUGAUGAAUUAUUUCCAUAGAUUAUUAUUUGAAAUCAAGAUUGUCCAUUGACAUAAGUAUUCCAACAAAGCAAUACCUAAUUCAUAGAAUAAAGUUAUAUACAAGAUGUCUGUUGAUCUAAACUGUAAGGGUUUCAUAUUGUUGCAGCCUGUGUCAUUAGUGACCCCUGGUCCUUUGAGAACACUGUCUUUGAAAAGGACUCCAUUACCUCAUCUCAGAAAGAGGAAACACUCAUCUGAACAGGUGAAUUUUUCUGUACACUUGUCAACAGCGUUCAUUCAGAUAAAAAAACAGACACCUUUAUUUAAUUUUAAGACUGCUGAUGGUUCUUUCAAGAGCUUGAAAGCAACCUGAAGUAAAGUCAAGGACUGAAACAACUGGAAAAUCAUGGAAUUCCACAAUUAAAAGUUUCCAUGUCUAAGGAAAUCAUAGAAUUUGGUUACCAUGUUUCCUCAAAUAAGUGUUCAUACUCUUAAUAGUUCCCUACCCUAAAUUACCCCCCACCCAAUGGAGUGCCCACCCCCUAGGCCCUAAUGUCAAAUAAACAGUCCACAAAUAAGUACACACCCCCCCCCUUCCCUCACCUUCUUAAACAGUAAGUAUGCAAGGAAAACCUGUCUCUAUUGCCACUUUUUAAAAAUAACUUUCUAAGCUUCAACUGCAAUGGAAUCAGUACAAGAAUAUAGUAUGUGCCUCCCCUCUACAUCUUCCUUCCAAUAAGCACCCCUCCUUUCAGCUAAAAUAUUUAAUAAGCCUCCAGGUAUGCGCUAAGGAAAGUGAAGAAAAAUGAAAAACAACAACAACAAAAAAAUGAUUAUGAAAACAUCAAUACAUGAUUGUAUUCACAUCAUUUUUGAAGCAUCUUCAAGGUUUUAGAUCUUGAAGAAUACCAAAAAAGGUUUGUGGAAAAUCAAGGAUGUUUGUGGGUUAGCAAUUUGAACAGCAAAGAUAGUUUUUGAAACUCUUAAAUGAAAAGUUUGUCCUUUUUACUCUUUUUUGGUUGUAGGACAGGUCAAGGCUGUCACUAUCCAGCAAGAAAAUAAAGAAAAUGCCAGAAGUGAGUUUUGCAGUUUCAAAUUACAUGGCCAUUGUAUAAAGUUGUUCUUUGACUGGCCAUCUGACUCUCAACUUAUUUACCAGUACUUGCACUGAAGGAUGUCCAAUACCUAGAACAUCAUCUAUUGAAAAUAAUUUUCCUACAAUGGUCAAUAUGUCUGUACAUGUAUUGGCUUUAAGUUAAUGAUCAACCAAGUGCUUCUUUGCUCUUAACAAUCAUACCAAUUAUUGUGAUUUUUCAAAAUUUUCUCCUGAAAGUAGGUUAUUUACAUAUCUUUCUGAGUUGCUGUUUAUUUCCUGGGUCUGGUUUUUGUUCUGAGUGUUAGUGUUUUUUUUUUUUUGGUUUUUUUUUCCUGUCACUAUGGUAACAUUUGUCACUUACACUAGCUGAACCAUUGGGAUAUGCAGCAGACUCUCAGGAGGGGAAGGUGUUGUUCUAGAUUUCGCUAUAUUUGGAGGGAAUGCAUGAGGUGUCAUUAGAUCUCGAUAACAUGACAUCAAUGCCCAUACGUACAUGUACCUUCAUAAAGUUUGCAUGUACCUCAAUACCUCAUUUUGUAUUAAUUUGUUAAUUAAUUUUUGCCAUCUCAUUACUAGAUAACUAAUCAACCCCUGAUAAACAAAGUUAUGUCACCAAAUCCUCUUCAAAGAAAACUUCUCUACAAGAAAAAGGAAGUUCAGUUUAGCCUGGGCGACUUAAAGAACUUGGCAAAAAGGAGAGCUAAAGUAGCAAGGUAUGAACACAUCUUAGACAGGUGAUAGGAUAAUGCUAUAGGUUGGAGAGCUUUUGGGCUUCAUGACAUAGUAAUUGGUGAACCUCCACAUCCUAACAUCAGUGUGCAUAUUCUCCACACUGUUCUCAAAACAUUUUCCAAGGUGCUGACAAGGAGAAUUUGUUGAACAUUCUUUUAUUUUGUGACUUGUGUUGACUCACGGAUGAUAUUGUAGGGGAAAUUAGAUGCUAGUCACUCUUAGGUGUCAAAGGGUUAAUAAAUAAGUAAUCUAUAAUGAUUAGAAUUUUCUUAUCAGAACACUUGCUGGGGGAAUCGAAUUUCCAUAAGUAAGAAUUAAACUCAAUAUUUAUUUAUAUAUUUGAUUUGUUGGCUUUUGAAUCUGAAGCUUUCUGAAUUUUUUUUUUUUUUUUUUUUUUUUCUAUUUACUUCUGUUUAUUUAGUCAUGUUUUCAGGUCACUUUAAAUUUGUGUUUUCGUGUUAUGUCUCUUCGUAGCUAUUUAGAGGAUCAUUUCAAUACAGACCAUUUGAUUGGUCGGCUGGAUCCCUGGGGAGUUUGGCUAAUGCAGAAAGGAAAGGAUCUUGUUUGUGUCAAUCAGUACAGGUAAAGAAAAAAAAAAUGGUUAUUCUCCUAGUUUGUCAUGGAAUUUGUCUAACUCAAAAUGAUAGUAAAGAAUUUAGACAACAAGCAGUCCUUCCUUUUCAGCGAAGUUAGUCAUGCGAGUCAGGAGGAAAAGGCGAAAAAGAUCUUAGCGCGGCGCGCGGAACUGUGGGAGUGAGGUGCAUAUACAAAAGGGUCUCUACCUCUAUGCUUUCCAAUCUCAGAUUGCCACGCGGCACGCCGAUAUAUAUAUUUUUUUCGUCCCUUUUUUUUUUUUUUCACUCGCGUAACAGAUUUCGCUAAAAAUAAAGGCACUGCUCCUAAGCUGGGUAGAAUUUUGUGGUUCAUCAAUUGUUUCUUUUCGCUGCAGAGUACAAGAGCAGCUUCUCUUCCAACGACUGAUGGCUUGUCAUUCUCUUCCAAAAGAAAGGCUGGAUCAUCCCGUCAUUUUAAAUGAGAGGUACGCAUGCACAUUUAUACACGUUUUUUGUGACACUGAAUAGAUCGACUUUCAAUAAAGUAUUUAUGUAUCCUGGACUAUUUUGGUUUGAAAUAUCGUACUCAUAGUGCUAUGGACAAUUUGUACUAGCCUCUCAUCAGACUAUGAGCAGUCCUUCCUUUUUUUGAAGUUCGUCGCGCAUAUUGAAAAAGUCAGCGAAAAAAAGUUAGGUUGAUGUUAGUGCGCUACGCGCAACCCUGGGAGCGAGACACGCGAUUUUUCACACGAUUCUCUGAGUUCUACACGGCACGAUUUCCUUGCCUUGCGUAACGGGCUUCGUCGAAAAAGAGGGACUACUCGUAGUCAAUACGAUAAAAAACAAAAACUUAUCUCAAGUGAAGUUUAACUUGAAGUUAGUAACGCUUGUUUACAUAAGUUCUCAUUGACCCCUUGGUGCUGAAGAGAUCUAUCUCAGAGAAAAAUAGAAAGGAACUACUCACCAGCUUAAUUAUGUUCAACCUUUUUAUGGAGACUAUACGUGUAGAGAACAGGAAUCCACCGAUGCCUUGCAAAUGAAACCUGUUUGAGAGCACUUCAUCAACACGGAAAAUCUAAUAAUAAAAUAACAGGCUGCAGGUUCCUUUUUGUCUCAGAAAUUAUGGCAAAAUUUUUUAAAGUCUGUUUUGAAAUCACUUCACUUCUUUCAGGGCUUCAGUGAAUCAAAUUUACGAUGCAGUUUGCGAAAUGAUGUUUAGAUUUAAUUAGACAUUACAUUUCUUUUCGCAUUUUCUUUUCUUUCAGAAGUGUUGGUGGUCCAGAUUGUUGGAGAAUGUUGUGUAAUUUGAGUGUUAAUUGUGACCCACCGGACACCACAAGGUAUGACGGGAAGAACACAGUGGUCAAACGUUUGGCGUGCGUGAGGGGAUCAAUUCUGAUUGGCUGCGCGCCUAUUUCCCAAUUUCCCUCGAAAAAUUUCAAAGGAAAAUAUAGCAAAAAAACCAGUCUCACAAAAUAAGCGAAAGAAAAAAUAAUUUUGUUUUGAGCUUUACCAAAAAUGUUAGACUCUUUAAACACCAUGACUUGCUGGCUUGUGUGAUUUAAAAAUGAACUUAUACUUUACCUACGAGUCUCGCAAUACUCUAAAGUCACCUUAGAAACUGAACAUGAAACACAGCGUUAAAUUAGAAAUAGAAAUUUACAAAAUUAGCCGUCGUCGUUCGCGUUCUCCAGACAACGUAAAGUUUGGUCAUUCCACGUUGUUGAUUUUCAGAGGAAGCAAAGAAAUUUACAAAGAUUUUUAACGCACGUGCACAGCCAUUGUUCUGCUCAUUAAACCUUUCUGUUUAGUGACGUUCCCGUUGUCGUUGUCGUCGUGGUUUUCUUGAACUCCUUAAUAAGAAAAUGCACCUGUUUUCGUAUACUCGUAUUCAAAGUAAAGCGUUUUAGCGUAGGAGUAGCAAUCGAUCGGGUAUUCUGGUCGACCGAGUGAAGGUAGCCCCGAGAAGGACUCUUGUCGGUGGUGAAUGACAUUUUGAUAACCCUAUCGGAAGUCAUCGUCAGAGCCAAAUAAAGAUUUGGGAUCGAUGUCAGUUUUUAAGCAACAGCGCACUUACCCCUCCCCUAACCUUACAUUAAACUUUAAACUUUAGGGAAAGGGUUAGUGCGAAGUUGAUACUGACAUUGAUCCAGAAUUUUUUUGUCAGCCGAGUGCAAUAAAGAAUAUUGGGAAACAGAGGAAAUUUUCUUUUCCAGCUCAAGGAUAAAAUACUUUUGUCUUUGAUAGAUGGAUCGAUGACGGACGACUAACAGCAAAUGGAUUCGAUAUCUGUUUAAAAAACGGUAAGGCUUUAGGAAUAAUUCCUAAGUAUAAUCACUAGGACUCUUUUGGUACUCAAAAGGGCAUAAUUUUUUUAUGCUGAUUGAGCCUUUUUACUGUUUGCGGCAGCGAUUCAUUGAUUGAAAUUUAACUGAAUGAAGCUGUGUAACGUUGUUAACGAAAUAUUCAUUGAACCUAUUGAUCAGUUACGUUUGUUUCCAGAUGUUGAAAGUGGAGAGACCAAAGUAGAGUUACAUAGAAUAUCUACUAGCAUACCCUUUUAUGGAGUGCCAGAUUUGGUAGAAGUUCUCGGUAAGAUGCGACCUCACAGUUUGCCCUGUAAUCCGUUUAUUAUCGUUUGUAUGUAUAGUCUAUAGUCUUUGUCACGAACCCAUAGUCUUGCGCCACGUAACUUUGAUUUAGUCGUAUCUUGUGUACGUAUUUCAAGUUUAAGAACAUGCUCAAGGGUCAGUUCAGAACGUGUUAAUUUGUUCCGUUGUUUUUUUUGUUUUUGUUGUGGUUGUUAUUGUUGUUAUGUUUUGUUGUAGUUUUUCGGUUAUUGUUGUUGCGCCUAAGCUUAUUCGGGUCUCCGCUGGAUUAAGCGACUAAUAGUGUUGAUACUCUUCAUUCCCCUCCUCACGCGGUGCAAUAAAGAUUUAUUACCCGCCUCUCCUUUCUUAAUUGGAUCUCAUAAAGCCUACACAAAAAGUAAGAAGGACAUUUUGCUGUUUACGUUUCCUGUGAACUUCGUUUGUAUUUGUGUCACCUGAAUUUAUCAUUUACAGACAUUUCCUCUCUUUCAGAGUUUAUUUGUCAAAAGGACGGCGGCGAUUCCAAUUCUCUGUCAAAGUUCCGACCUUUUAAAGUUAUCCAUUAUCUCCAGGUAUUGCAUCAGUUUCUCAAUAAAAUAUUUCAUACAGGAAAAUAACGAAAACGCGAUUCACACGCGUGAGACAUUAGGCGCCCUUUUUCCUCUUUGUUUCUCCUGGUGCAUUGGUUUGUACAGUACAUUUUAAAGAAAAGUAUAUCAAAUUUCCUUAGCACUUCAGACUUUUGUUUGAUAUUGAAAUCUAUUUUCAGGGUGAAGCGGUUCGCGUUGCUCGUUCGCUCAGUUCCCGGAUGAACAGAAGUGAAGUGGAUGAGCUACUAUCUCGGAUGGACAAAGAAAUUCCUCUGGAUUUGAGAAAAUGUGUGCAUGAUCGUCCAUUUUUUUUAACAAUCGCGCAAAUCCCUGAAUGAAACAAAUUGUUUUAAGAGAAAUCAUUCUAGUCUUUCAACAGUAAACUAUGUCUGCGCUUGUUUCUUUUGAGGAAAGCAGCCAUACAUGUAGAAACAAAAGACACAUACGAUCGUGUAGUUUGAUCGUCCGGGUGACAGUGGUCCCAAAAAGGACUUCUGUUGUUAGUGGUGACUGACGUGUCGGCAACCGUAACGGAAGUAAUUAUCACUAGAGUGGAUUGAAGAGUUGUUGUUAGUCGAGUGUGAUGCGUCCAGUUCGUGUGAACGGGAUAGUCAGUUUAGCCGUAAUGUUAUUGGCUAUAAGAUUCAAGUGGUGUAAGUCGGUCGAGAUUGGUAUAAUGAGCUCGUUCUGUUCGGUUCGCUGCUUGAAUACAUGUCGUGAAUACCGUGCAAGUAGUUUGAAUAGUGCCGGUAGUGACACCUGUCGAGGGG
Molecule: messenger RNA, 10970 nt
Organism: Pocillopora meandrina
Lineage: Eukaryota; Metazoa; Cnidaria; Anthozoa; Scleractinia; Pocilloporidae
Source: the annotation of a GenBank genome assembly